Molecule: messenger RNA, 2117 nt
Organism: Brassica napus (rape)
Lineage: Eukaryota; Viridiplantae; Streptophyta; Magnoliopsida; Brassicales; Brassicaceae
Product: 65-kDa microtubule-associated protein 2
Exons: 10
Coding region: 190-1938 (582 amino acids)
Biological process (GO): cytokinesis by cell plate formation; microtubule cytoskeleton organization
Cellular component (GO): cytoplasm; spindle
Molecular function (GO): microtubule binding
Source: RefSeq, a predicted model, not a curated record
UCUUAAUUCAUUAUUGAGUUCCGUAAAGUGGGUCCCACUUUUUCCCAUUUCCCAACCUCCAUAACUAUAGUUUGAGACUAUAUACUAGUAUUGAGCUCUAUCUCUCUCUGAGCUUCAGAUCUACUUGAAGAGAAGUGUAAAAGACCCAAGAUAAACCCUUAGCUUCCAGUAACGAUCUAGGAAACAAGAAUGGCAGUGACAGAAGCAGAUAAUCCUCUUCUUGGAGAGAUCACUUGUGGCACCUUACUCCAGAAGUUACAGGAAAUAUGGGAUGAAGUUGGUGAGAGUGAUGAGGAACGAGACAAACUACUUCUCCAGAUAGAGGAAGAGUGUCUCAACGUUUACAAGCAUAAGGUUGAGCUUGCCGCAAAAUCUCGCGCUGAGCUUCUUCAGACCUUGUCUGAUGCCAAUGUUGAACUCUCCAAUCUCACAACCGCUCUUGGGGACAAAAGCUACAUCGGCAUUCCAGAUAAGACUUCAGGAACGAUCAAAGAGCAGCUUUCUGCAAUAGCACCUGCGCUUGAACAGCUCUGGCAACAGAAAGAGGAAAGGGUCCGGGAGUUUUCUAAUGUGCAGUCACAGAUUCAGAAGAUCUGUGAAGAGAUUGCUGGUGGUUUGAGCAAUGGUCCACAUGUGGUUGACGAGUCUGACUUGUCUCUGAAGAGGCUAGAGGACUACAAGAGCAAACUCCAAGAGCUCCAGAAAGAGAAGAGUGAUCGGUUGAACAAGGUGCUUGAGUUUGUAAGCACAGUGCAUGAUCUAUGUUCCGUCCUUGGUUUAGAUUUCUUGAGCACUGUCACUGAAGUUCAUCCGAGCUUAGAUGAGUCAAAUGGUGUUCAUGCCAAAAGCAUCAGCAAUGAGACUCUAUCAAGGUUGGCUACUACUGUAUUGACUCUUAAAGAGGAUAAGAAGCAAAGACUUGAGAAGCUUCAAGAGCUAGCUACUCAGCUAACUGAACUAUGGAAUCUGAUGGACACUCCUGAUGAGGAAAGAGAGCUUUUUGAUCAUGUUACCUGUCACAUUUCAGCUUCAGUUCAUGAAGUAACCGUCUUUGGUGCUCUCGCACUUGAUCUCAUCGAGCAGGCUGAGGUGGAAGUGGAUAGGCUUGAUAAGCUCAAAGCUAGCAGGAUGAAGGAAAUUGCAUUCAAGAAACAAACCGAGCUUGAGGAGAUAUACGCUCGUGCUCACAUAGAGAUAAAGCCAGAGGUUGUUCGCGAGAGGAUCAUGUCGUUGAUUGACGCUGGAAACACCGAACCUGCUGAGCUGCUAGCUGAGAUGGAUAGCCAGAUAGCAAAGGCCAAGGAAGAAGCGUUUAGUAGGAAAGAGAUUUUGGACCGAGUUGAGAAAUGGAUGUCAGCUUGUGAGGAAGAGAGCUGGCUUGAAGACUAUAACCGGGAUCAGAACAGGUAUAGUGCAAGCAGAGGAGCACAUUUGAAUCUCAAGAGAGCUGAGAAAGCUAGGAUCCUUGUCAGCAAGAUUACAGCAAUGGUUGACACAUUGGUUACUAAAACCCGGGCAUGGGAAGAGGAUAACAGUAUGUCCUUUGAGUACGAUGGUGUUCCUCUACUAGCCAUGUUAGAUGAGUACACUAUGCUUAGGCAGGAACGAGAAGAGGAGAAGCGGAGACUGAAGGAGCAGAAGAAGCAGCAAGAACAGCCGCACACAGAACAAGACUCAGCCUUUGGGUCAAAACCUAGCCCUGCAAGACCCGUGAGUGCCAAGAAACCGGUGGGAACACGAGCUAAUGGAGGAGGAGGAGGAGGGGCUAACGAAACGCCUAGGCGCUUAUCAAUGAACUCAAACGGAAGCAAGUCCAAAAGAGACAGUCUCAACAAGCUGACUUCGCCUUCGAAACUAGUAGCUAUCUCGAAAGAGGAAGCUGCAGCAUCAUCUCCUCCAGUCUCUUGUCCUGACCCAGUUCCAGCUUCUUCACCAUGAUAAUAUUCUCUAGUCAUUUUGUUAGUUUGGUAUUAACACUUGAGAGUAGAAUGUUACGUAGAUUUUUAUGUCUCUGUAUCAUUGAUCGACUCUUUUUUCUUCUUCUUCUUCCAAGCCUUUGGGAGAAUGACUAUACAUUAAAGUGACCGGCUUAAUGAAGAAAAACAUUAGGGUUCUAA